Debaryomyces hansenii CBS767 is the source of this 663-nucleotide messenger RNA. RefSeq lists its product as uncharacterized. Gene Ontology annotation, cellular component: endoplasmic reticulum-Golgi intermediate compartment; extracellular exosome. The record is from RefSeq and is a predicted model, not a curated record. Bases 1 to 663 code for a protein of 220 amino acids. NCBI's taxonomy places the organism in Eukaryota, Fungi, Ascomycota, Pichiomycetes, Serinales, Debaryomycetaceae. Gene Ontology annotation, molecular function: calcium ion binding. The transcript has a single exon.
AUGAAGAUAUCUUGUUAUUUAUUGACGUAUUUGAUUACACAGGUCGUGGCUCACGGGGAUCAUAAUGAAGCUCAUAAAAAACCUGAUGGGUUGAGCUGGCAAAAUUGGCAUAUGAUUGAAGAACAUCAAAUGGAUCAGUACGAUACCGAUUUAUUCUUCAAGAUUCAUGACUUACAAAAUAAGGGAACCUGGUCUAGAGAUGAUAUCUUAAACUUGUAUGGUUUAUUGAGAGAAUCAGUCGUAGGUGACGGAUCUGGUAUGGGAGAGCAUUCUCACCAACAAGAGUCAAUAACUCAAGAGGCCAAAGAUCAUGUGGUCAAUUCUAUCCUUGAAUUAAUCGACAGUGACGGAGACAGACAGAUCUCGUUAAAUGAAUGGAGACAAUUUUCAAAGAAAGGAGAAUUGCCUGACUUUGGAUAUGGCCAGGGACAUCAUUUAGAUUUCGAAACAGAAUACGAAGAACAUCAUUGGAACAAGUACCACGCCAACCAGGAUCCAGAAGUAUUAAUCAAACAUAGAGAAGACAUAGAGCACGAAUUGUUGCAUCACGAACACGAGAUCGAAGAGUCCCACAACGCUGCUCCGGAUAUCAGAAAGGUCACAGACAACUACUUAUCAGACAUCCGAAUUCAAAAUGUGCCUUCAAAAUAUAGAAGUCAAUAG